UGGUCUUUUAUGUUUAUAUAGAUAUUUUACCAAUGCCCUCAUUUUCCACUGACAUGUCAAAGGUUUGUAAUUGAUCAAAUAUGGAUUUAAAUCUUGUUAUUUAUAAGGAAUGAUUUAUUAAAAAUUGAAUGCUUCUCAAUACUGUUGACAAGAGAUAACUGAUGCACGAAACGAUUAUUGAAUAUAUAAAAGUGACAUAUAUCUUCUUUACUCGCGAUAUAAUUGUAUAUGUAUAAUCGUCUUUGCAUAAAAUGCAAAGUGAAAGAAUUGAUUAUUUAUAAUACGUAUUUAAUAAAUAGAAAUAUUUUUGUAACAUUCUUUUGCGUGAGAAGCAUUAAACGAUAAACGAAACAAACUUAAAAGUAAAGAAAAAUAAAUAUAACAUAUUCGUAAUAUAUAGUAGUUUUACAUGUAUGAUAGUUAUAUCGGUGUUUCGCUAGGAGUAAUUUAAAAUUGAAAAUAAUAGCAACAUCGAUAAAUGUAAUAGGCAAAAUAAUGUUGGUUCGGAGCGACGGAUCAUAUUUUCUCGUCGCGGACCGAUCGGUCGAUGGUCCAAAGUCGACUGUCCGCGAGCGUACUGUCGGAGAGUACUAGCCGCGUCCCGACGCUUGCGCGCCGCAGGUUCCACGACUCCGUUAGACGGCGCCCCGACGCUGGUACCAUCGGACGGAGCGAUCGGUCGGGCCAACAGUCAGCCUCCAGUGAGCCAAGCAAGCUCUCUUUCCCUCCCUCACGCUCCCCCGUCACAUAUACAUGCACACGUAUACAUAGGAUACACGCAGGCACACGGCCACACACAAAAACGCAGUUACACACAUAUACACGUACAUUCUCUUACUCUCUCUCUCUCUCUCUCCGCCAACAUCCUGCGAGAGUCUCCAUCCACCGAACGACACGAGAGGGAGUUCGAGUUCCUGGCUUGUCCCUCACGGCUGCAGUGCGUUUCCAAACACCCAUGAGACAACCUCGAACUACUCGCACGCACGCACGCAUGCACACGGGGUGUUGAAGAGACACGAGGACGAGACGACGGAGACGUUCCCGAAAAGCUCCUUGUAAUUAGUGUUGAGAAGUCGACGAGUUGGCCGCUGGACAGCCUGCCACGCGACUGUGUCACUGAUAUCAAUACAAAUUCAUUUGUUUUUCCCUCCUCUACUUUUCGUCUACUGUCUUAUUAAUUGUCUGUCGCUGUCGUCUUAAUCCCUCUGUCAGUAUAGUAAUCGCGAAUCGAUAUUCAAAUGAUGCGAAAAGCCUCCACUUGCUUGACAAAGCUAGACCUGCUCUCGAAUAAAUUGUGCUGACUGUCGAAGGAGACUGAGAAGUUAUACGUGUGCGUUGGGGAGAUCUGAUGAGACCAAUCGUGCUCCUAGUCCAAGUGCGCGAAUUGAAUCUCGUCUCCGUAAUGUCAUUUUGCAACGUAUCCGAUUCGCAGCUUCGUUUUUCGUGCUAGAGUGCUUAAACGGAAGAAAAGACAAAAAAAAAGAGAUCUUUAAGAGUUUUAAAGAUGCAAUGUUAAGAAUAUAGUGGUAUCACGAGAUUUGAUUGAAGAUUUUUACGUGUUUCACGGCUUAUAGAUUAUUUGUGCUCCUGGUACAAAGGGAGAAAACUUACGUGCACGGAGAAAAAACAAUUCUCAUAGAGAAGAUAAAACGUGCUCACAGGCGAAAUGUCUCAGGUCAAAGCGAAUCUUCGAUAUUGUCAGAGCCGAAGAAAAAGGUAGCACUGUUAGAUCGUCAAAUGAAGAUCUCUUCAAUCAAAGACAACCGAGUAGCAUCAACUUGAAAAAAGUUAACAAUUAUCGAUUACUUCGAGUUACUUCUACGCGUUGCGAGAUAGAGAAGAUCUCAUACCUCACAAAUCGGAUAAAAUAAGUUUGCAAGAAAAAAUUGGAAAAGGAUUCUUUUUCCUCCCCCCAUUUAUCGCGCCAGGAGUCGCCAAAUUCAGGAAAUAGUUUUGAACGAAAGGAUUUGAAGAAGAUCCGACGGAUAUCACGAGUUACUACUGAAUCUAUCUAAAUAUACCGGAACUUCUUGUUGCGAGACCAACAGGCGAUUGAUGAAAUAGACAUUUUCAUAUUAAUUCUCUAUCGUUAUCGAAGCUACAGUAUUUUAUAACGGUCGAACGUACAUACAUCGUUGAAAGUCGUGAGUGAACUUAUGAAUGGAUCUACUUAAUCCAAUGACCUAGUGCCGUAUGAAGGAGGGUUAGAACGAGAGACAAGGAAACGGGACACGUCGUCGCAGCGUAAUGAGGUCUAUAAUGUGUAAAUAGGUGUACAUACGAGAAAAACUCUUACAUUACCGUGCGCGAUUUCUUUAAAGCAAAACAAGAUUUUAAUUUACUUGAGUUUUUUCUCCCUCUUGACUUUUCUCUCUCUCUCGCUCUCUCUCUCUUUCUCUCUCUCUCUCCCUUCUUCUCCUCCUCUCUAUCUCUCUCGUUCGCUCUUUUUCUCUCUAUUUUCUCUUCCUCUUGCCUCUGCCUUUUUCCUACGUAUCAUGUAUCAAUUAACUUGUCAUAUAUAUCCUAUAUUUAACGAUAGAGUAUAGAUUAAGAAUAUUUGCGCUUUAGCCACGUACGAUUGAUAAAUCGCUAAUUCCGUGUACAUUUACAGAAGUUACUAAUAAAGCAUGCACAUGGCUCGUGAGUAGCACCUUCGGAUUCGCGUUAAUACAUGUUACAUGUAUUACUUAUUAUAUAUAAUAUAAAUACGUGUACAUAAUUUUACAAUCUAUAAUCUCUGUUGUUCUGAUUUUUCUCACUGAUUUUGUAGUAUUCGAAAAGCAGGUCGGAGCAGUACGGGUAUCCAGCGCUUAGCCUUUUAGCCCCGGCGCGAUAAUUAAUUAGCUCGCGGGCAUCGUUAGAUUGAAACAACGUCGAGCCGCGCGUAGGACUUGAGGAAAGAAAGCGAGAGAAGAAACGUAAAUUGAAGUGAAACGAAGAAAUCGCGUUUCCAUCGCGAAAGAGGAAACGUACGAGCGCGUAAAUCAAUUAUCGAGUUUUAGACAAAAUCGUGUUUCACGACCGUGUCAAAAUGGCUGUCGUCUUGUGAAAUUACUUUGGGGAUCUGUGCUAGUCCUAAAGAGAAAUUUUCUUACGAUCGUCGGCAUUUUCUCAAGAAAACUUUUCUCGCUUCAUUUGCCUCCAGGCUAUGUAGGCUGCUCAAGCUUAAUAUAAAGAAAAAAUAAAAAAAAGGGGACCAAUUUUUUACUCUUAUUCUCAUAGACUAUCUCUCUCUCUCUCUCUCUCUCUCUCUCUCUCUCUCUCUCUCUCUCCUCUCUCCUUUCUAUCUUUUUCUAUCUUAUCUAUCUCUUUUUCUUCCAUUUUCUCUAUCUACCUUGAUACUCUUAAUCAAGUCGCCCAGUGGACUAUCCAUAAAUCUUUGUCCGUGUUAAAUCUGUUGUGGACCAGUGAAUACAGGAAACACGAGGAACGGAGUCGUGCGACUCAUGCAAGCAAUAAAUUAAAGACCAACUAAGUAUGACCACGGCACCGAAAACGUAACAGAAGUAACGUUACGAUUGCAACAGCAAAAAACCGAAGGUGUCAGUUGCGCCGAAAUUAGCUAAAUUUAAGCUAAACUAGAUUCUAAAAGAUUUGGUCCAAUAGAGAAAGAGAGAGAAAAAAAAGUGGUUAACGAUUGUCGAAGGCGAAAUUUAAUCGCCCUUUGUUAGCUGCGUUAAGGAAAAAAAAUAAAUAAAUAACGCAACGCGUAAUAAAAAGCAUAAAGUAGUAGACACUUUCAACAGUUUCAAAGACUUCUAAAUUAAAGACACUUACUCGAACGAGUGCGGCACUAGCGUGAUUCACGUAUUAUAUAAAAUACGCAUCGAUUACAGCGGGAACAAGCUCAACCAACGAAAUUGGUAUCGCAAAUCAAAUUAUCGUUUGAUCCGUGGAAGAUUAAUAGUCAGCGAGAGACAACGGCUUCGAGGAAAACGAGCCUAGAGGUGAAGGAAGAGCGCGUUUGGAGGCAUUUACGUGUUCGAGAAGGAUGGCAUUAUCCUGAAACGGGCAUGACGCCCUUGGCCUCGAGAUGCGACGAGACCACCACCCUCCUACUGUUGCUGCUACUCGAGCUGGCACCCGGGGCACGUUGCUAUUCGCGCGCGGCUGCAACCUCCGCUUCGUCCAUACCGAGAUAGCAUCUACAGUCCCCGGCGAGGGUGCGAGUGAUGCCGCUUCUCGGCAGCAUUAUGACCAUCGCCGUCGACGAUAGUCCGACAACGGCAUCCACGAGCGUCUUUGAGGGGAACAUGACGUGGUCUCGACCAAUCAGUGGUGCUGGCUCUACGUUUCCGAGUAACGAGGCCUUCCCGACGACACGUGCGAUCCCGAACGGUAAAAAGCCACGGCGGCCGCGUCCAGCCGCGACAGCUAUUACCACGGGCGGUGAUCGCGUUGUUAGCAGGCGCCUCCUCAGCGGUGGAGGUGGUGCAGCUCUGGAGAAAGGACCGAGACGCAAGAACGCUGCGAAAAACAACGAAAAACACAUCGAGCAAGCCGGCGAGCGUAACAUCACGACGGGAAGAGAGAAGAGCGACGAGGCGGCAAAGGAAGCUUCUUCCCCUCGUCGCACUUGUGGCCACACUUCGGAAACUCAAAUUUGCGACGGGAGCCGCGAGUCCGUAGGCGCGACAAAGAGUGAGAAAACUGCAUUUACUGGGGCAGGGAUAAUAAGUACUGCUGGUGGAGUAGGCGGCGACAGUGAAAGACAAAGUGUCGACAGCGUAGGCAGUAUAACUACCGCCGAUAGUGUAAGUGUGAGUACAGGUGUAUCGAACAACACGGAGGUGGAGGAGGAGGAGGCGGCGGUGGAGGAGGAGGUGCAAGUCGCGAUUGAAUACGGGAAGGAUUUGUUGCUUUUCGGUUUUAGCGACACAAUGGAGGACGCGAUAAAUUCGUUCAACGAUUCAUUCAACGGAAGUCUCCGUCAUCCUUGGAAUAUUAGUUUGUAUAACGAGACUUUCAUUGUUCUGGGAGAGGGUAUGUAUCCGUCGGGAUACACUCUCCCGCACAUUAUACUAGCGUCUAUUCUCGCGACGCUCUUGAUGAUCGUGAUCGUCGUGGGAAACAUGCUGGUGAUAAUUGCCAUAGCUACGGAGAAAGCGCUCAAGAAUAUACAGAAUUGGUUCAUAGCCAGUCUCGCGGUAGCGGACUUCUUCCUUGGUCUCGUCAUCAUGCCGUUCUCCCUCGCUAACGAGAUCAUGGGUUACUGGAUCUUUGGAUAUUGGUGGUGUGAUAUUCAUUCUGCCAUGGACGUGUUGUUGUGUACGGCCAGUAUCAUGAAUCUGUGCCUAAUCAGCUUAGACAGAUUUUGGAGCAUAACGCAAGCGGUCGACUACUUGAAGAAAAGAACUCCAGCUAGAGCGGCGCUUAUGAUUACCCUUGUCUGGCUACUGUCGGCGCUUGUUUGUAUACCACCGUUACUCGGAUGGAAGAGACCCACACCGGAAGCAGAAUAUCCCAAAUGCGAGUUGUCGGAGGACAUUGGGUAUGUCCUUUACUCUGCUCUAGGCAGCUUUUACAUCCCAUCCUGCAUCAUGGUCUUCGUGUACAUACGUAUAUACUUCGCUGCCAAAGCUCGCGCGCGUCGCGGCAUCCGGAAGCAGCCCCGUCCACGUGCGGUACCGCCGGAAUCGCCUGACAUCAGGCAGACCAGUUUCACUCAGAGCACACCGGCAACCGAUGCUAAGAAACCUCCGGGAUCAGUCAUGGAAAACGUUGCCACGAUCGAGAACCAACCGGUCCAGAUACCGAUUGUCACGUGUGACUUUGCUAGUGACGUCAGCACAUCAGAGGCCGAUCCCGGCGGAGGCACUAGUAUACCGAUGGAAGAGAAGGACACGCUGAAGGUGAAUGUACCGGUGCCGGCGCAGAAAAGUAACCUAAAGGCGAGCCUGUCGGUGAACGGGGAUGGACAGUCGGGAGGACAGAACGUGCCGGCGCGAUGUCGAGCGCCCAGCGUUGGCAUCGACGUCGACAUGGUCUCCGAGUUUGAUCCCUCCUCGUCGGACAGUGGCGUGGUGUCGAGAUGCGCAGUGGUAAAACCGCUAAAGCUGCGACUGUGCCAGCCAAUUUUCGGGCGCAAGCACGUAGGUAAGUUGAAGAGAAACACGGCGAUGGGGGCGACACGGGGCGGGCGGCAAGGACGAGUCCGGCGGCUGUGGCGGCGGCGGCGGCGGCGGCGGCGGCGGCGGCGGGGCGGUGGCGGCGACGGGAAGACGAUGAAGCAACGCGAUCCAGAGAGAGAAAAGAGAAGAAUAGCGAGAAAGAAAGAGAAGCGUGCGACGAUGAUCCUAGGUUUCAUAAUGGGUAGCUUUAUCGCCUGUUGGCUGCCCUUUUUCGUCCUUUACAUCGUGAAACCACUCUUUCCCGAUUUCGAUAUACCCUCGCAGGCCUUCGUAAUCGCUUUCUGGCUCGGCUACACCAACUCGGCGCUGAAUCCCUUCAUUUACACAGUCUUCAACAAGGACUUCCGCCGCGCUUUCCGCCGAAUAUUGUUUAAAUGAGCAAUACAGUAUAGCGUCGACCAAGAGGGACGCUAGCGACGACUCAAUUUUCCGUCCUCGGGAAUACCUCGAGGACUCCGAGGAUGUUUUCUCGAUCGAAUCGCGCGAUAUGCGAUAUCCGAUAUCUGUUUCCUCGAGUUAGCCUCGAGAGAAACUUUAAUCAUAAGAGGAAGGUGUGGAAUUUUACAACGCCGUGGAAACAUUUGCGAAAGAUGGAAUCGGAAAUGCUCCUCGCCCCUCGCCCCCCUCACUCCUCGCCGGAGUUUGCGACAAGACGAGAAGUUUGCGUUUCGCAGAUCGAAAAAAGUUUUCCAGCUCAUUUUUUCGGAAUACAAAACGAACUGCACUGGAAACUGCAGAAUCGCACGUGCGAAGAAUCGGAGAAUCGAGAAGAAACGAGACACGUCUCUGAGUUUAUAUAUUCGUGUAUUCCUUCGGGAUUGUUGUCAUCUUUCAAAAAAAAAAAAAAAACGACUCUUUUUGCAACUGUCAAAUCAACGUACAACUUUAUCCCGAAAACGCGAAAUAUGUAUAUGUAUCGCAAGUUAUUUUUCAAUAUACGCACGCGAUCCUGACUGACGAGAGAGAGAGAGAGAGAGAGAGAGAAGAAGAAGAAAUUUUUUUUUUCUUCGAAAACGUCGAAACUCGACAACAUUGUUUCUUUCUACAUUAUUAAACGAUGGAAGCAAAAUACGAAACGAGUUUCGAACGUUUCGGGGAGCCACAGCCACACACUGGGGAGCCAGGGAGCCAGGGAGCCAGGGAGCCACUACUCCAUAUUAAACAAACCCCUUAAUGCGUAAGAUCGAAUUCUACUACUUUUACACAACUUGUACGGACAUUGUACAUGCUGCACGCGACAGAUCAACGAAAGCUGUACGCCGUUCGCUUGGCUGGCCAAGGGAACACGAUCCGCCACGCACGGCGGAUUCCUAUUCUCCAACUUACGACGAAAAGCGAAUCGCUUCGAAGACCAAGAGGCAGCAUAUCGCUCCUUCCUCCAUCUCCACGCAUAUUUUUUUUACUGGCCAUUCCUCUUCCACAAUAUGAAAGAAAAAGAAAAAAAGAAAAAGAGAAACGUGAUCGACUGAUACGCGGAUGGAGGACACUAUUUUCGUGCCUAAUCUCUUGGUCGCGUUUAUGAAAGACAUGACAAUCCUAAGUUGCGUACAUGCAACGCAGCAUGCACACGCUCGAGUAAAUUUACUGGGUCUCGUCGUGGAAAAAUAAUGGGACGGCUUGCAAGUUUCAUAGCGCGUUACAUCCCCGAGUACAACAACGCGGUCGACUAUCGCGGUAGAGGACGGGACGCACAAUCGCGCGGAGAAUGCAACUUGUAGAGUGCGACUCGUUUAAUCAUACGCGAGGGAAAAUACAAUACGACGCGAUCGAAGGAGGAAGGAGAACCCUUAGAACACCGUGGCCGCGAUCGGUCACGUCAACACCAACCAACGUUGAAGAUCGUCGGCGGAUUUAUUGACAAAUAAAUGAGAAUACGAGAGAGUAUAUGAUACAUUUCCUACUAAUUAGAUAUAUACAUAAACGCGCGUUGUGGCCGCGGAGACGGUCCCUUUAAACGUCCGGCGUUCCAAUCGUGAGUCUUCGAUGUUACUUUUAACGAAAGAUUAUGUAUAGGAUUUAAUAAUUCUGUCACGUACGUGCAGGGCAUAUGGAUGCGUGCUGGCAAUAUAUAUUCAUAUACUUUUUUCAAGAGACACAAAAGUUGUAUUUCGUAAACAGGUUUCUUUGUCGCAGCCUAACUGUACAGCAAUAAUCAAUCUUUCAUUCGUUGAAAACGAUCGUUUGUUGAAACGAGGUAUCACGCGCGCGCAAGAGAGAGAGAGAGAGAGAGAGAGAGAGAGAGAGAGAGAGAGAGUAAAUCGGCGCUAAACGAUCAAUCGCAGAUUGUGUUUUCGAUCACGCAUUGUCCGUACGUACAUGUGAGAAGGUGUGCGUAUGUGCGAACGGGAACGUGCGCACACGCUAUCCAAUAUGCGAUGAAUAAUCACUUUGCGUCGCAGGGUCCAAAAUUAAACGCGAAUCUAGAUAAAAAUAAAAAAAGAAUUGUAUAUGACUGUGCGUAUAUAUAUAUAUAUAUAUACAUAUACAUAUAUGUCCAUCGGUAUUCCAUUACUCAAAUUUAUUCCCCAUCACGAACAAAAACUUUGACCAAAGCUUAAUCAUACUUCGGUUAUGUUUACUCGAUUCACAUUGGAUGUAUUCUAUACCCGAUUGUGCAACAAUAACGGAAAAGCGGCACACUAUGGACGACGGAAUGAUCGAAAGCGACCAGUUAAUUCUCCAAGGGUACAGAAUAGAUCCGCCAAUUAGUGUGAAAUCGCUUCUAAGAAAUAUUAUUUCCGUAAGACGGAAAUCCUGUGCCUGCCAGUAAACAGAUGCUCCUACGUCAAUAUGAACGAGAGUCUCGCGGAAUGAUCAUACGCGGAAAGGGGAUGGUCCCCUUUCCGCAAGCUAGAGAGGAGGAAACGAUGUCUCGCACACCUGUGCUCGCUAUUCGCGUUUCUGCGAAAACACAACUGUGUAACAAUAUUCCUCAUUUCGUUCCAUCACACCGAGAUCUCGACAACGCGUUCUCUAGCGACUUUUCAAGAGAGGUCACGAUGCGAGAUUCCCUCUUCCGGAUUUUCCUCUUUUGAAAUUUCCAAAGAGACAAUGUCAGCUUUUUCGCCGACCUCGCGUUCGAUUUGGCGAGAGAGAGAGAGAGAGAGAGAGAGAGAGAGAGAGAGGGGGGGAGGAGAGAGACGAUAAGCUCCAGCAUCAUAAAUCCUAUACGCCCAAUACAGCGUGUACAUUAGCGGAAAUGUACGCGCUCACGCGCACGUACGUGACGCGCAAUACACCACAACGAUAAAUCGAUAAACACAUCUCGCGCGUCUGGUUCCGUAAUGUUUAAGUGUGCCUGCCUACCUGCCUGCCUAUGCGUGCGUGCGUACAUAUAUUUUCUCGCGUCUCGCUCUCUGUCACCUCUUUUUCACUUCGUCUCCGAGACUCCCUUCUAUCUUCCAACUAUCGUUUAACUGUUUCAGUAAUAUUGCUCAUAUUAUGUAACUUCAAAUUUCAAUUUUUCUCUAAUUUUAAUUUUACCUUAAUUUAUUUCUCUGUUACACAUUUAGUUAUAUAAUUUAUCUAAGCUCUGCAGAUUUCUAAAAGAUUAUAAAAUCUCUCUCUCUCUCUCUCUCUCUCUUUCUCCCUCUCUUUCUCUCUUUCCGUUAUUAUUCCUUUUUUUUAUUACUUCCAUUUCUUUUCUUUUUCUAAUCUCGUGAUGAAAUGGUAAGUUGAAGAGGUUGAUGGGAAAAAGAUAAUUCGUAGGGAUAGCAAAUGAUUACGGAUGGUUGGAGAUCAGAUAUGAGAGAACCAAUAUGGAAUUCUGAUAAGAUUGUGGUAUUUGUUCAAUGGAUUAUUAACAUAGCUAUUGGAUCAAUAAGAACGUUCGGCUCGCCUUUCUUUUUACUGAAGAAAAAGAGGGAAAAAUUAGUAGAAGAGAAGAGAGACGCGUGUUUCCAUACGACGUGGUAAUCGAUUGCACGAAUGCCGCGGUCGUUGGACCCACUGUGGUUAUUUGCGUCGGACCGCUAUACGACAAAUAUGUGGACGGGAUCAUGUCAAGUCAUGUGUACUAGAUGAAAAUUCGUCAAAAUGAAAAUGCAAUUCUUUUCAGUCUAAUAUUAAUAAUUAAUAUAACAAUUGUUUGUUGAAAAAAAGCAAAAAUGGUUUAUUUUUUAAAUCAGCUGAUUAGCACAUAUCCUCUAUUUAUACAUUGUACUUUGUUUAAAAAUAUUUCUUAUUGACUAAUUUAAUGAAAGUUGUUUUCUUAUUUUAUUUUUUCAUUGCUCAAAUAAAAAUGUUUAUAUUUCCAUUUUUAUCAUGAAACAAAAAUUCAAAACAAAAAUUUUUUGUUCUAAUAUGAUACAUAUGCGAGAUCAGCUUGUUACACAAAACGUUAUGAAUAUAAAAUAACUUUGAUGCUACUUGUCUCUACUUAAUACAUAUAUAUCUUUUCAGUCACUAUUUUGGUUUAACAAUUACCUUAUUGAUUUUAUUUUAUAUAUAAUUAAUACUUUUUCCAUUAUUAAAUAGCUAUUAUUUUACAUGCAUCAAUCUAAUUUAUGAUCUCUUCUCAAUAAGCAAAAGAUUUGAUAAAAUUUCCGGACGUGUACAAUUAGUAACAUACUCGUAAGGAAUAAUUAAACGGAAAGUAAAAAUAUUUUACUCUUUGGGAAUCCUAGACGGACGAAGACGAUUAUUGAAUUGUGCUAUAAUUAUACGAUUAAUUCUGUUAAUUAUAUCGAGAGAAGAUAUCGAGAGCGAGAUACGAGUAUAGACAUGUUGAUUCGAAUGAACUAAUUGAUAUGAAUGAAAUAAUAUUAUAAGUGAUUUUAAACAUACAAGACAUUAGUGAAUAAAAUAUAAAUGGCCGUGCAAAGAAAUAGCGCAAAUCAUUAAGAUUGAGAUAAAUGUAAGUAACGUAUAAGAAUUAUGACCGUUUACCAAUUGUCAUCAAUUAAUACGUGUAACACCAGUCGCUUUAGGCGUGGUGAAGAAUUUUUGCAAACAAGUCUUUCGGAAAAUCUCUAUGUGUGUGUCAGUUAUCUACUUUACGUAAACGAUGUUCUCUAAGCACUAUAAUGUACAGUGACAGUUUCGAAAUUAAGCUAUCAUUCGCGUAAGCUAUCAUUCGCGUAAGAACUGUAACGAUCGCAACGAUCUACGUAUCUAAUUCCUACGAUCAUUUCGGUUAUACUCGUGCAAUCUGACUCUAAUGUGGUGCACAACGCACCAUUCGCGAAGCGUUAUACGAUACAAUGCAAAUGCAUUUGAAACCGACAUGCAUUGUAUACACAUGUAUAUUAUACAUAUAUACAUACAUAUAUAUAUAUAUAUAUAUAUAUAUAUAUAUAUAUAUAUAUAUAUAUAUAUAUAUUACUCUGUUAUUACUAUUAUACUAACUAUUAAUAUCCUAACUAUUAAUUAGAUAUUACUAAUCAAAGUAGGAAUCCAACGAUCGAUUCUAUCUGUUAUUUCCAAUACACCGACGGCAAUGGUCGCGUCGCGUGAGAUCGUCUUUACAUUCGUCUCGCUAUCGCAUUCGUAAAGCUAGAGAAACGAGCAGAGGCAGAGCCAGAGCCAGAGAGAUCAUUCUGGAUUUUCCCAAGAGGGGGAGAAAAAAAGAAUUAAUGUUAGUCCGCGCCAGUUCGUCGACUUGGAGCCGUCCGUUCCAGUUGCGAGUAACUCGGCGGGGCAGAAAAGUUUAUUCUUCGCGGAAGAAUGGGAAGGGACGCGGACGCGAUAGGGGAAGCGUAGAAACGCAAUGGUGAACGUGCUGUGAUCGUUUUCCCCGGGAACACAAAUCUCGAAGCUCAGACUUCAUUUGCCCAAUCUUCCCCUGUGGAUUAAGCAUUUCCACCCAACUGAAACGCACGAUUUAAAGCGCCGCCGCGCCGCGCGCUGUCAUAAUGCGCGCCCCGCGAUUUAUUGUUACCACGAUAAAGCGGCGUUUUUAUCUAACGAUCGAAGCCACACAUAUAGAAUAUCUCAAUGUUGAUGCGCGCACAUGGUCGCUACGAUUUCUCUUUAUUUGGCACGAAUUUCCAAAUUUUCGGGAGAAGCGAACCGCAUCGACUUUAUGAAGGAAUUUUUAUAGUUAUGCGAUUCGGCUACACACACACACACACGCGCGCGCGCGCGCGCGAAUAAAAGAUGUUCCAGAUUAUUCGAGUGUGAAGAAAAUUCGUUUCGCUGCAGUUGUACGUACGACAGCCGAUUUCGCUGCAGAAUAAUGAGAAAUGUCACCCGAAAGAGAAAGAACGUGUCGUUCGUUUAUACAGGCCACAAACGUGUGUUAAAAUUAUUUUUUUAACUUUAAAUGUCAAUAACUUUGAUUACUAUUGACCAACUAUUUAUGAUAGUUUGUCAAGAUUACAUAUAUCUCGCAUUUUUAAGUAUUUUUCAGAAAAAUGUCUUAUUAUAUUUAUUUGUUAAUUUUUUUGUGUUAACACGAAGAAAAGAAAAAGCUUUAUAGCAUAUACGUGUAAAAAUUAUCCAAUCAACGCUGCAACGUGACGAUGAAAUUACAAUAAUAGUAAUUAUCAAGUACGUUCCGUAGUAAAAAAAAAAAAAAAAAUGUAACUUCCUGCAUUUUACAAUCAAAGUUGUAACUAUUUAUAAAUCACAAUUAAUAUCAGGUGACACCGAUGAAAAAGAACAAUACAAUAUUAUUCGACAGAUUAAUUAACUCGAAAUAAAUGGUCAUCGUGUAUUGGAUUAACAUAAAUCUGUUAUACGCUCGUGCAUUACGAAUAAUUUGAGCUCGUAUUUUAUCGUAUCUUUUUAAAUGUUGCCCAUUCUCGUUACGAGGAGGUCGUUUGUGUCGACCGAGAUUUAUGAUCCCGUCAUCGCCUCGCCGAGAUUUAUUUGCUCGUUGGACGACUCAGAUCCGAAACGAGCGAUCGCGAUUACCAUGCGAGUGCAUUAUGACGAAUUCGCGCGCCAGCGUCGCCGACGGACUUUUACUCUAUUGAUGAUAUUGGAGCAAUGAAAUCACUGUGAUAUCACUAAAACGCUUUCAAAGUGUGCAAUGAGAUUGAGAACGACGCUACGUAAAACUGACGUGAACGAGAGAGAGAGAGAGAGAGAGAGAGAGAGAGAGAGAGAGAGAGAGAGAGAGAGAGAGAGAAAGCGUGUGUAUGUGUACGUGUGCAUGUACGUAUGUUACAAAUUGAGAGAAAAUAAUAGGAGAGAGAAUGUAGAAAUUUAUGCUAUUUCGAUUACGUACAUUAUUAUAAAAGCGUAUAUUAUAUGUAUAUAAUACACACACAUGCAUAUGUACGAACAAUUAACUAUAUAGAAAUAUUAUGAAACUUGUAUUAUUGUAAUCGGGAGAAAAAAUAUACAUACAUACAUACACAUAUAUAUAUUGAAGACUAAACACACACUAUAUAUUAUUAUUGUCGAUAUUAUAUCAUUAAAACUAUCAUCAUUUUAUGGUUACUAUCAUCAUUGUUAGUACUCACUAUUAUCGAUACAAAAGUCCUAUUGUCUAAUAGCGUUGAUUAUCUGUUAUAGAGAAUGAGAAUAUAAUGUUACAACAGAGAUAGAGAUAAAAACAAAAAAUUACAAAUAUAAUUAAUAGUACUAUUUAUGAGAAACGUUUUACUAUGUAAAUAAAAAUUAUAAUUCCGAGCUAUCAGCUAAUUCUCCAUAUUUAACACGAGUAGAGCCGAGAGAAACAUGGAGAGAAGAUUAGCUGUAGCUCGUGGGCGACUUCUGAUAUAGGAUUUAGAUAUUAUAAGUAUCGAUUUCCCAAUUAAAAGAUCGAAUAUUACGACAGUCCAUUUAAUGGGAAUUCUAUAGAGACAAUAGCGACCACGCGUUACGAAAUUUGAUGCUAGGUUGGCACAAAAAGCGAAUUCUAAGUGUGUGAAACAAUUGAGAAACUUUGAAAGCACGUUUAGCAUUCCUGGCGUCUUUAAAUUACCAGCAUGGCAACUACGUCGGUUGACGUAAAUGAUUUUUCAUUUCUCCUUCUGUAAACCCGAAUCGCUUUACGUCCUUUCAAAUUUCAUAAUGUCAAUGCACAUAUAUAAAUUAUUUAUAGAAUUAUAAGUUUCAAGAAAACAAUAACGAUAUGUAACGCAAAGCGUGCACGGAAUUUAAGACAAUUUAACAAAAUGGAAAUUUUCAAGUAACAGCAUUCUACGUCGCACGAGAAAAAACACCCUACCAUACGUUUUAAGUUUGUAAGGUUCAAACGUGUAAUCCGAUUGUGAAAAAUUUACAAUCGGAGUUUUUUUUUUUUUUUUUUAACACAAUUUGUUAAGCUCACGCCAUACAAUAUAUAUUUCUCUUAUUCGUUGUCUUUGCAGACUGUAAUGCAUGUUAUCCGGUAUGUUACCAAACAAGGUAUGUCGCUGCAGAUUUGGCGUCGUGGGACUGGGACACAGACGCACGUGACGUGAUUGAUGUAACGCGAUUAUGUAGAUGGAGAGUGAAAAGAAGAGCUCGCGCACGAUUGUUACGACCGGAUCACGCUAGUUACACGUGACAAAACAUGCGCGGGAAAUAGCACGAUAUCUAUCAUCGAGUAGAAAAGCAAGCGAUGCGAGUCGUAACAAGCAGCAUGCAUGAUAAACUUGCACUCUGCAACGAAAUACGCUACGUAAAGAAAACACGUGCGGCGCGGACUCUAACGAAUAUAUUCAAACAUUGCAAAACAGCAGAGACCUCAUUAACGAUUUAUCAUCAUUUUCAUACGUUUGUGGAUCUCGCUCCACGCGACACGCGUAGUAGGAUGCUGUUACUAUCCGACGCGCGACUACUCGAGCAAGUAUUCUCGUGUAAUUGAGUUUGGAAAACUGAACAGGCUUUUGAAGUCCAAAACACUGUGCACAUCACGCGGAAGGAGUCGCAUUUUGCGUCACCGUACUUUAUUACACGUUACCUUACGUAAUACGGUGACGAUCGCUGUAUAAGCGUGUCCGACGAGUAUCGAUUCACACACGAGUGUUGUAUCCUAUCGCCGAUUGUAGCAUGCAUUUUUUUAGCGAUACGUUUCAUCCUUAUUGUUAGUCAAUCUCAACGUUACAACGAUUCCACCGCACGACGGCAGUUACUAUUACUGGCAAUGUGGUUACUAGAGAUUUUCCGCGAUAAUCGAUAUGACGAAUGAUAAUGUACUGUGAAAGGUAGUGUAAGUCUAAGAGAAUAUUGAAAUGGUAGCGUCAUAGUUGUUUGCAUCAAAAGCAUAUUUCAAGUGUUGUUGUAGUAAUUCUUUAGUUUGAAAAACUGUUUCAAUCCUUUCUUACACAAAACGGUGCAUGCAUGAUGUACGAUUGAUUCUUGCACUUCUACUUUCUCAUUUUCUCAAGACAAUGUGAAAACGUUCUUUAAAUUCUCAACAUUAUAUUUCGGUAUCAACCCGUUGAAAUUUUUGUUCGAGCAGUGAUAGAUCCGCUCGGAAUCUAAGGACUUGGAAGUAUUUCAGAACAAAAUCACUGGUCAUUAUAAGUAAAGCAACCAUAUUCACUUAACUAACAUAAUAAUAGCUUUAGAAGAGCUGCUAAUGAUGAGUACAUUCAAAAACACACAAAUAAUUAUUUUCUUAGUACAUAAAACAUUCAAAGCAAAAAUAAAAUAAGCGUAAUUUGAAAAAUUGUUUUCAAUUUAAUAUUGCUAUAGCGGGACUUACAAAUCAACUUAUUACUUUUUUAUAUCGAAUCUUUUAAUAAAACGUAUGGAAUAUUUUACUACUUAAUUGAAAUAAUAUUAACAAUAUUGAUUGAAAAAUCAAAUUGUAUGUAAUGUUUUAUAUCGGGAAAAGGGAAAAGCUGGUCACACUUUAACCUAUGAAUCGAUGUCGCCGAUACUCGUCGCAUUUCGCGCGGGACCUUCGAGUUCUCGAUCCACGAUCGCCGCAUGAUCCAGGAUCCGGUGUAUCCGUACAUGGAUUCGCUGUAAAUGUAACGCCGACAAAGUCUACCAAGUACCUACUAAGUAUCCAAACGACAAACAAAUAAUGCUUGAACAAUCAAGAAGAUAAUCAUUGCGCAACGCGAAAUGACAUCUAUUCACAAGUAUUCUUUUAUCAAAUCCUUUGAUCUUUUCUGCAAAGAUGAGUUCCUUUAACUUGUAUAAUACGGCAAAAAGUAUGCUUUGUUUUUCCCGAAUUUUUUUUUGCAAAUCAUCGUCAUUUAAAUAUGAUCACAUUACAUAUAUAUGUACGUAAGUAUACGUAUUAUCGUGGAUUAACGAAAUAUAGACAAAGGUUUCAGGAAAUCUCUUUAUCAUUUGUCAGCGCUACGUUCAUUAACAUUCCUUCGAGUGUGUACUUCAAAAUUACAUCACCCGCGUUGUAUACACCGUAAGCACAGCCAUCCAUAAAUAAUGAUGAUUGAAUGUACGCUUCCCUCAGCACUUUCGCUUAAAUAGCUGCAAAUACUGUUUUCUAAAGAUGUUGGCGUAUUAUCGUUAAACUUUCAAAAUCUUGUGACUCAAAACUGUGUUAAUAAGAGACAAAAACUAUCCAUCACAUUUAAAUAUGAUACAUAUAACGUCAAUAAUUUCCAGAAAUUAUCUUUCAACUAGUUAAAAUAGCGAAAUAGAAAUGCUUCUACUGAAAGGCAUGGCAAUGCUAAAUCGCAAGAUUUUUAUAAAUUAAUGAUGAUAUAUAGAGUUAAAUCGGACACGUUUGUGAUACAAACUUUUUACAUUAAUUAUUAAUUAUUUUAAAAAAUAAAGAUAAAAUUUUUCUUUGAAAUAAAUCAUACGCAGAUAAGGUAAAUUUUUUAAUUAUCAAUAUACGAAUUACAAGAUAUAUUCCAUAUCUUGUAAUUUAUUCAACGCAUCGACUCUCCUGAUAGCAGCACGUACAAAAUUAUUUUGCGUCGUUUUAUAUUACGCCGCGAGACCCAGUUUACAACACCGUCGAAAUCACGCAAAAGAUUCAAAUCAAAUUUAAAGCCGCUAACACAACGGAAUAAUGGGAUUCCGUUUAGUGAAAUUUACACAGUAAAAGCUGUAAAAAGUUUUCCGCUUCGUGUCGUGCACAUAUAGACAUGUAAAUCUACUACAUGCAAUAGUUACUUUUUGUUUCAUUACAAUAAUCAAUUUAUUGUCACGUAAUAAUAGUCAAAACACGGCAACACGCAAUCAAGUUUUCACAGCGCGAUACCUGUACUCUCGUUCAUUAUGGAUUUGGUAAAAAGAGAGAAAUAUAUAAAUAUGCAAGAAAAAAUCAUUGAUUUAUUAAUGCGAAAUAACAUCGGGCAAAAAAGUGAAAAUAUCCAAGUAUAGAAAUUUUAUUAUUUAGCAAAACUGUCGGUUUCAGAGAUAUGUUUAUUUCACAUUUCUCUCUCUCUCUCUCUCUCUCUCUCUCUCUCUCUCUCUCUCUCUCUGUAUUGUCUCUCCGGGUAAAAUUAAAUUAAAAAGUCUGUAUGCACGGGGAUUACGGUCUAUCCCAUUCCGAGUUGUCAGCGAAAUGAUACUGGCGUUAUUCGAUGCGCGUACACCUGGACCCGCGUGCAAUGAAAAAAGCUGCUCUAUCUUCGUUCAUUUACAUCGUUCGCGAGAGGAAUAAACGCGCGUAUGGUGAAGCUGUGUCAAAGAAUACGCACGACUGCUUUUCAAAUCCCACGCAUAUGUUAUCUUACGCACGAAAGACUCGUUUCUUUUUUUUCCUCUCUCUCUUAUUUUAUUGCACAGACAUUGCGGCCUGAUCUCUCUCUCUCUCUUUUCAGUCUCAUCAGAUAAUUAUAAACCGUAGAAAGGAAAUCAAUAAGCUAUUGCGUUUCAUUCGCAUGUCCGAUUAAUAGUUAUAACGGUGGUAAAUAAUUUCUAGAAAUAAAUGUGUAUAAACAUGUAGACUAUAUAUAUAUAUAUAUAUAUAUAUAUAUAUAUAUAUAUAUAUAGGUAUAUAAUUUACUGAGAGCACUAUUGACGUUUCGAUUUGUUUUUCGGCAUAUACAAUUGUAUCAUUUCUUUUUUUACAAUGCACACACGCGCAAAUCACUGGAGUAAAGAAAUUGACACAUAAUGCACAUGCUUACGCAAUAAACAUACACAUACACACAAAUGCACAUAUGCCGUACGAAAACGAUGCACUUGUGCGAAUACAUACAAAAUAUAUAUAAAAUAUAUAAUAUAUAUAACGCUCCAUUUUCAAAUAAAAACACCGUCUCUCUCAAUGCACAGGCGGAAUUCAUUUUACAUAAAAUUUGAUCUAUAAAAGUCUUCCAUUCCUUCCUCGCGUGUAUUCGUCUGUGUCUAUAUAUUCGGCCGACUAGUUACGGACACACGAGUGUACUGUGAAGCGUAAUUAGUAAACAGAGAGAAGGGAAAAACGGACGGAGCCGUUCGUCGUUCUCGCCGCAUUUUCGCCUAACGAACGAGAGAACAGGUCCGGCAAUUUGUAUCGCGGCCAUGAAUUGGUCGAUACAUUGCGAAACAAGUAACAAUUUAUCGAAAUCCCAAUAUGGUUAAUUAAAUACGUUCUCUAUUUAAUAGUAAUUUGAUUAACGAAUAAUAAAUUCUCUUAUUUUUAUCAAAAUUACUUAACGUUAGAAAGGAAAAUGUAUAUUUACAAAUGUUUUCCUUUUUUGUGAAUUUAUGAUGAGAAUUUCCCUAAUACGUUUUAUACGUUUUUGUUUUGCAAGAAAAAAUAUACAAUACUUAUAUAGCUGCUGACGCAAUUAACGAUUAAAGUAAAACAUGUAUGUAUACGUGAAAGAGGGGAUCGUAUACGAAUGAUUUUUUCCCGCUACGAAGGAAGAUGAUAACAAGUUAGGAAAUUCAACGCAUCUCAAGUGACGUUACGAAAAUAAAUAGAAUUUUCAUUCCUUUUGCAUUUCUAUUUCUCCGUAAGUGCGUUUAUUACCGCUGGUACAGACUUGUAUAUUAGAAACGAAACAAGUUCUGUUUUACACAACGGACUUAAUUGUGCCUAGGAGCGAUUGGAGCGGAGGAUCAAUUUAUGCCGUCAAGAAAUUUGCGAAAUCCUCGCCGUAACGCAUUAAAGCUUUUAUCCACUUCAACGUUAAACCAUUUCCGCGUAACUUUUCAACGGUCUUGUCUCGUUUUCAUCUCUAUACACCUCUUUCACUAUACAAGUCUUUCGCUAUACAGCCUCAGAGUGGCCCUUUACAAUUCGAUUUUGCGAUAUAUCUGCGCCGAAAAAGUUUCGCGAUGCAGCGCUAAAUGUACAACACAGUCGAAAUUACGCAUAUGUAAUCGGAAAAUAUCGUAAUGUCAAAAUAUAACACAUAUGCGAAAAGAGUGGGAUAAUGCUUGGAAAAUGCUUCUUUCUCUUCGUACGAAAAAUGGCGAAAAAUGAAGUGAAAAAAAAGUUGCCCGUCCACGCGUGAUAUAAAGUUUUGCGACGCGGCACGACGCGGCGCGGCGCGGCUGCUCAUAAAAGCUAACGUAGUUAAAAUUUAAUAGUAAACGCAUGAUAAAAGUCAUGAAAAGUGUCAGCGUUUAUCUCAGCAGCUAUCUCCUUAUUAUUAUUUAUGAGUUACAAUAAAAAUUCUUUAACGAAUACAACACAAUAUAUUAUGUACGAGCGAUGCGACGAGAACGUCGAAUGACGAAUAAGCUCAGUCCGAAAAUGGUGAGAAUGAAGUGAAACACUUGGAUCGUCGAAAGACUGAUUUGCAUGAAUUUCUCGAUCCGUUCACUCUUCUCGCGAUAGAAAGAAAAUUAUAUUUGCAAUACCUAAAGAUGAUCUAAAUCUUUUUCGCGCGCGCGCUAUACGCAAAUAUAAAUGUUAUCGAAGCGCGGAUAGUGUUCGACAGAAACGAUCGAAAGAAAAUCGCGGAUUGAAAUCGUGUAUCGAACUCCGCGAAACGCGAAUAAGAAAAAUUAAAGAAAAUGGGAGAUAUAAGUGAAAAAGGAAAAGAGAGAGAAAAAAUAUACAAACGAGGGAGAAAAAUAUGCUUUGUACUGUAUAAAUAUCCAUAGCACACAACACGCAGGUCCGCAAUAACGAUAAUAAUUUUUGUAUUUAAUAAAUCGACCGUAUUAAAGCGUGUAUAUUCUACUACUCGUAUAAGUUCGUUAUACAUAUUAAAAAAAAAAAAAAAUCGUAAAAACGAUGGAACAAAUCGACCAACGAGAAAAGGCGGAAUCGUUGUAAUACUGCGUAAUAAUGUAAUAAGACGUUAAAUCGAUGGAAAUGCGGCUGAGAAUGAUCGGCGCGUUAAACAGAAUAAAUUAUUUUUUUUCAACACAUUAUAAUACUUCUCUCUCCGAGCGAAUAUCCGUACUCUUCCUUAUUAAAAACGCUUAAAGUAAACGGAUGGAGAAAAAAAAGAAGAGAAAAAAUAACGGAAGAGAUGAAGAUGUGUAAAAUGUAUGUGUAUGAGUGCAUGCGUGCGUAUGAAUGCAUCUAAUAGGUGUGAGAGUGUUGUAACGAGAAAAGAAGAAAGGGGAGUAAUCAAAGUAUUUCAGCGAUGUGAAAAGAUGCGUAAGAUGUGCGAGAAUGGCCGAAUAGCUUUACUGAUCUACGUUCGUCGUACCUUGUGCUCAAAUCGCAUGUUCUCAACAGUGCACCAAAGGCAGACGAUCGAUCGAUCUCGAUACGACUAUCAAAUAUACGAGAUAGACCGAACGACCGUCGUGAGCGGGUAUGUUACGAAGAUCAAGAAACAAGAGUAAACUAUGAUGUAUACUGACAUUAAAAAAUCUAUCAAUACGCUAUGACUUGGUUUUAUAAAAAAAAAGAUAAAAAAAGA
Molecule: messenger RNA, 20752 nt
Organism: Solenopsis invicta (red fire ant)
Lineage: Eukaryota; Metazoa; Arthropoda; Insecta; Hymenoptera; Formicidae
Gene: Octalpha2R
Product: alpha-2B adrenergic receptor
Biological process (GO): adenylate cyclase-activating adrenergic receptor signaling pathway
Cellular component (GO): membrane
Molecular function (GO): G protein-coupled amine receptor activity
Source: RefSeq, a predicted model, not a curated record